Messenger RNA from Pimephales promelas (fathead minnow), 3151 nucleotides. It is a transcript of the gene pitpnb, whose product is annotated as phosphatidylinositol transfer protein, beta. Gene Ontology annotation, cellular component: cytoplasm. The record is from RefSeq and is a predicted model, not a curated record. Gene Ontology annotation, biological process: phospholipid transport. Lineage: Eukaryota; Metazoa; Chordata; Actinopteri; Cypriniformes; Leuciscidae. Gene Ontology annotation, molecular function: phosphatidylinositol binding; phosphatidylcholine intramembrane carrier activity; phosphatidylinositol transfer activity.
UUGUGACGCCAGUCGUGACGUCGGCAGGCCUGCGCGCAGCCGUAACCGGUGAAAAGAAGAUGGUGCUCAUCAAGGAAUAUCGUGUGGUCUUGCCAUGCUCGGUGGAAGAGUAUCAAGUCGGGCAGCUUUUCUCGGUGGCUGAGGCCAGUAAAAACGAGACGGGUGGCGGAGAGGGCAUUGAAGUGCUGAAGAACGAACCGUACGAGGAGGAGGGCGAGAAGGGACAAUACACACACAAAAUUUACCACUUAAAGAGUAAAGUGCCAGGCUUUGUGAAGAUGAUCGCACCAGAGGGGGCGUUAGUUUUCCAUGAAAAGGCCUGGAAUGCGUAUCCAUACUGCCGCACGAUUGUGACUAACGAAUACAUGAAAGAUGAUUUCAUGAUUAAAAUAGAAACGUGGCACAAACCUGACACGGGCUCUUUAGAGAAUGUACAUGACCUGGACCCAACCACAUGGAAGACAGUGGAGGUCGUGCAUAUCGAUAUAGCUGAUAGGUCUCAGGUUGAACCUGCAGAUUAUAAACAAGAUGAGGACCCAGCCAUCUUUCAAUCAGAGAAAACCGGCCGAGGACCUUUAGGACCGGACUGGAAAAAAGAGCUGUUGGCCAAGCCAGACGCCCCUCGUAUGUGUGCGUACAAACUAGUCACUGUCAAGUUCAAGUGGUGGGGCCUUCAAACCAAAAUAGAAAACUUCAUCCACAAGCAAGAGAAGAGAAUCUUCACCAACUUCCACCGUCAGCUCUUCUGCUGGAUCGACAGCUGGGUGGAGCUCACCAUGGCAGACAUCCGCAGGAUGGAGGAGCAGACGCAGCGAGAGCUGGAAGAGAUGCGUCAAAAGGGAUCCGUACGAGGCACGACGGCAGCCGAUGAGUAGCCGAAUCCUUUUUAGUAACACAAGGCAGGUGGAGAGACUCCCUUCGUAAAACUGGUCAGGUUCGAGGCACCAGUGCUGCUCACGAACAAUGAGGCAAAACUACAAGAAUCCAACCACGAUGACGCUCGACGAACGACAUCAACGCAUCCACCGAAGCGGCCGGCGGCGCCGGACAGCAGAAUGACACAAUGAUCAGUAGUACUGGACAGGGUGGACACUGUCUUGCGCGCUGGACGACACUUGACCUGUUUUCUAGAUUCAGGCAGGUUGAUCCAGUGACUUACCACUUUAGAAACGUCAGAGUAUUGCUGUAUGGUUGUGUUAUUCUAAUUCAGGAAAAAAAAAACACACAAAAAAAAAAAACGACUUAAUUUUGGCAGGCAUCGGACCAAUUAUUUGUUUGUUUUUGUUUGGUUAUAUUCUCUCAUAAUGGUUCAGAUCUUUACUUUUCCUGUCUGUGUUUUAGUCUUUCCCCCCCACCGAUGAAGCACUUCUUUUCAGUUCCUAAUUUUUAAUUUGCCAGUUUUUCUAGGAAAACGUGAUGCACAUUUGCGCGCAAAAACACACGUCCACCUCGCAGGAUUUAUUUAUUUUGUCUGCGAGUGGCUUUAGCAUGAGCUCAGGCAUGUCUUUAAGAGGGUCUCCGAGACCCAACCCCCCUCAGGACUCUUUACUCCUCUCCAAAAGUCCAGACUAAUUACCGGAGCAAAUCGCUGCUGCUUUUUUUAUAUUUCGACUGGCUUUAGGACAGGCGAAGUGCUUUCAUAUCGCUAAUCUACCUGUAACGCUUCAGGGUUCCCACGCUCGCAGAAAAACCUGGAGAUAUCAGGGAAAUGUUGUGAUUUCCAGGCUUGGAAGAAAGUCUCAGUCUCGGUUCAUUACAUGUGUGCAUGCAGGGAAUAAUUUCGCUUAGUCCCUCGAGCACCAAUCGCAGUCAUAAUAGCGCUGGUGCAAUGCACAAGCAGACAUGUGGCCGUUUUUAAGGUGGACCUACUUUUCCAGGUGGAUGAAUCUCUGGUUCCGGAUGUAACUGGUAUCCUUGCGCAUAUUAUGCAAAUACUACUGGCGUUGUCAUGACAGCAGAUUUAAAUUCGCUGUCGCUAGACAGGCAGAAGGCUCAUGUUUGUGCCUGUAGUUUUUCUGAAGUCUUGUAUAUUAUUUCAUGCUCAUUUUCUCUGAUUAACAGUGAAUGAAAUGUAAGGCUUGCGUACAGUAGUGCGGUCUUCAUCCUUUAUUCGAUUAUAGUUACUAGAUUUUGUAAGCGUAUUGUGCUUGGAGUCGAUUGUUUUAUUUGUGCUCUCAUGCAAAGAAAUUAUGAACACGUGCAAAACAAGAGAGAACCAACUAAAUAUUAAUAGUCACUCUCGUUUGCAUAGUCAAAUGAAACCUGUAGCUGGAGUUUUGUCAGAUAGCAAAGUUUAGUUCAUAUUUUAAGAAAUAUGGUCAUUAAAAACAAAUCUCACGUCCGGCCACUACUGUAUCUAUAUAAUUAAUGUGUUUAUAUAGUGUAUGAAACGUCGUGGGAACCCUGAGCUCUGCGCCUGAAUGUGUGUGUGUGUGUGUCGACGCCUCAACAGAUGCUUGUAUAGUUUCUAUAUCGUACCAGGUCGGAUCUGAGCGAGGAUGUGCGUGUAGAAAUAAUUCUACUUCCUGUCCUCCUCGUCUCUGGCCGUCUUGCACCAGCUCAGAUCAUCCAGCCUAGCAAAAAGAGUGUUUUAUCUUCUCGGUUUUUAAAAGUGUGGACAGCAGAUUACGGUAGUGUGAGUCUCGUUGUGAUUGUCCUGGUAGUUUUAAUAGGAUUGCUUCUUAACGUCCCUCUCAUUUCAAGGUCCACAAACGUUCACGCAGUCAUGCACCUUGCGCCUCUAUAGCGCCGCACCUGCGUUUCUUUUUCUUCUAGAUCAGUGAUUGGAGGAAGUAUAUUUUCUGUAGAGCAAUCAGUGCACUGACGUCUGCUCGGCAGACACGAACAUUGUCUCGAGUCUCACGGAUCGUGUGUUUACUUUGGCUUUUAGGCUAGCGGGGUGGGCAUGGGGUUCAGGGAUAAUCAAUCAAUCAUGUAUUGUAAUCUAAGCUUCUUUUUCUUCUUCUUUCUUGGGGAAUUACACAAUGCUGUUUCUGUCUUUUUCUGUUUGAAAAUCAGGGGAAAUAUCAGUGAAUGUACAACGGUGUGAUUUUGAUUCUGUUUAUUAUUAUUUUUUUCCCCCCUGCUGCUUCUGAAAUGGUUAUAAAUUGAACGAUUAACAGUAUAUCUAAUAAAUUUCGACACCAGACGG